CGGAAGCUGCAUGUUUCCCUUGGGCUAGCCUGACAAGCUGCUCCGUCCGGGAAUUUACACACAACUUUUACUCUGGAGGAGAAUGCAGCACUCGUAGCCAACCAUACUGGAAUCUUUAAAAGCUUUUGUUCCCGUCAGUAAAGUCAGCACAACCAUGGCUGGCUUCAGGCAAGAGGAUGUUGAGUUGUAUUACGAGAUGGGAGAGGAGCUGGGCAGCGGACAGUUUGCCAUCGUCCGUAAGUGCAAGGAGAAGAGCACAGCUAUCGAGUACGCAGCAAAGUUCAUCAAGAAGCGGCGGCUGUCGUCCAGCCGGCGCGGGGUGAGCCGCGAAGAGAUCGAGCGUGAGGUCAACAUCCUGCGUGAGAUCCAGCACAGCAACAUCAUCACCCUGCACGACAUCUUUGAAAACAAGACUGACGUGAUCCUGAUCCUGGAGCUGGUGUCAGGCGGAGAGCUGUUUGACUUCCUCGCUGAGAAGGAGUCUCUGACGGAGGAGGAGGCCACCCAGUUUCUGAAGCAGAUCCUGGACGGCGUUCAGUAUCUGCACUCCAAACGCAUCGCUCAUUUUGACCUCAAGCCUGAAAACAUCAUGCUGCUGGACAAGAACGUCCCUAACCCGAGAAUCAAGCUGAUUGAUUUUGGGAUCGCUCAUCAGAUCAAAGCGGGAAAUGAGUUCAAGAACAUUUUUGGGACACCAGAGUUUGUCGCGCCUGAAAUAGUCAACUAUGAGCCACUUGGACUGGAGGCAGACAUGUGGAGCAUCGGAGUAAUCACAUACAUUCUGUUGAGUGGUGCUUCACCGUUUCUCGGUGAGACCAAGCAGGAGACUCUGACAAACAUCUCAGCGGUCAACUACGACUUUGAUGAGGAGUAUUUCAGCAACACCAGCGAACUGGCAAAGGACUUCAUACGCCGCCUGCUGGUCAAGGAUCCCAAGAAGAGAAUGACGAUCGAUGACAGUCUUGAACACCCCUGGAUUAAGGUGAUCAAGAGGCGAAAUGUCCGCCCAGAGGAGAGAGACCACAAGCCUGAGCGCCGUCGCCUGAAGACCACUCGUCUGAAGGAAUACACCAUCAAGUCCCACUCCAGCAUGCCACCCAACAACACUUAUGUCAACUUCGAGCGCUUCUCCCAGGUCCUCGAGGAGAUUGCGGCAGCAGAGGAAGGCCUGAAGGAUCUGGAGCGCAAUCAGCGCUCGUGCCGGGAGGACGUGGCUGCGCUGCUGUCCAUAUACGAGGAGAAGGAGGGUUGGUACAAGGAGGAGAACCAGAGCAUCUCCAGCGACCUGAGCCACAUCCGCCAGGAGCUCCAGCGCACUCAAAUCCAGCGCAAGAGGAGCCAGGAAGAGACCCGGCUCACCAUGCAAUCCGCCAACAUCCUCAAGCGCAAGUUCGGGCGCCUGGAAAACCGUUACGAGGUCCUGGCUGAGCAGGUGGCCUCUGAGGUCCGCUGGGUGGAGGAGCUGGUCAAGUCCAUAUCUGUAGAGAAAGACGGGCUCGGCUCCGGCAGCAUGCCCUGAAUGAGCCGGGGCUGACGUUCAGUAAUGACACUUCUCAAGUAUCCUCCUGCCUUCUUCUUCUCUGCACGUGUCCAACACAGCGGAGUCUGAGUGGGUCAGUUGUCAUCUUCAUAAGCUAUGCUGCUGCUGCCCAUCGGGAAAAAUAAAAAUCACGCUUGAGAGAACCAGCAAGAAGCAGAGAGGCAAUACGUUGAACCCAUUCCCCCAUGAAAAGGCUCAUUCCUGUGUUUUAUACUUUUAUUUAUAAUUUUAGAGAUUUUAAGUACUGUUACUUGACUGUCAUACGUCAAACUGUUUGAAAACUAUAUUGGCUUUUUUGUUUUUUUUGCAGAUGGAAAAUAUUCAUCUAUUUUUCUUGACUUUCUUAGUUACACCUGAACUUCCCAGUGCUGUAAAAGGCGUAGAUCAUCCGUUCAGUUGCUCUUUUGCCUCAGGUUAUCGGCCAGUUACGCGAGAAAGCAUCGCGAUAUAUACAGAUUAAUAUAGUGUCAGGUUUUCUCAGAGAUCAGGGGUAUUUAUUUAUCCGGUUACAUUUCAGAUUCGGUUGCAGCUAACUUUUAAUAAAUACUGUCAUGUUUGGACGGAGUAUAAAGGAUGCAAUACACAUAAACCCUCAGCAUACAGACAGGAAAGAUUCAGGGUAAUGCUUUGUUUUAAAGGUCAGUGAUAUUUUGAAGGUUUCCUGUAAAGAACAAAGUUUAAUUAGUUUAUUACUGACAUAAACUGCUCAGUUUAAACCCCAGUUAAUAUUUAAUCAGCACUCGGUUAUUCUUGAUAACUUUACUCUUCAGAUAUGCUGAAUUUUAUGUUUGCUCAUCAUCUCACCUGUCAUCUUCGGACUAAAAAUGUCUCAAGGUCGCGUUAGUGUAGCACCAAAUUACACGGUUCUUUCCAGGAAACAUCAGCGGGAAUAACUUUUAUUAUUUAGCCGUUAAAAAAAAGAAAAAGCAUUACCCGAUUCAGAAUGUAUAAACUCAUCUUUGCAGUGCCUGUAAACUGAUCGACCUCAUUGCCUCCGCGAGCACUCAUCUGUCAUCGAGUCAGUGACAUUUCUAUCACAUUGAUAUUGCUCAAUGUCUUAAAACGCAAACGACUUUUUGCACAGUAGCCUUGUAAAACCAAAUAGUGCGCAUGGAAACUUUCUCUAUAAACUGAACCUCUUUGUUAAUAUUCCUGUUCUUCGCUCUGACCGUCUGCACACUCGAAACAUUCCACCGAUAAGUUUCACAUCCAGGCAACACAUUCCCCAUGUAUAGCAUAGAAAGUAUAUUAUAUAGUCAGUAGUAUUUUUUUCAGUAGAGAAAUGUACCAUUGUAUCAUUUGCACUUAAAAAUAAUUAUAGCAGUGUUCCAAAAAAUAUAUUUUAAUCUGUCUUUUAGGUGUCAGAAAAAGCUGUAAAAAAAAAAAAAUUGAACUGUUUGGGCUUGUUUCAAAUAAACAAAUCACUGUUA
This is a messenger RNA of Larimichthys crocea (large yellow croaker), 2970 nucleotides long. It is a transcript of the gene dapk3, whose product is annotated as death-associated protein kinase 3. The record is from RefSeq and is a predicted model, not a curated record. The transcript has 9 exons. Gene Ontology annotation, biological process: intracellular signal transduction; positive regulation of apoptotic process; protein phosphorylation. Gene Ontology annotation, molecular function: ATP binding; protein serine/threonine kinase activity. Gene Ontology annotation, cellular component: cytoplasm; nucleus. NCBI's taxonomy places the organism in Eukaryota, Metazoa, Chordata, Actinopteri, Sciaenidae. Bases 155 to 1519 code for a protein of 454 amino acids.